Dalotia coriaria is the source of this 572-nucleotide messenger RNA. RefSeq names its product Ribosomal protein L35 (gene RpL35). Gene Ontology annotation, biological process: maturation of LSU-rRNA from tricistronic rRNA transcript (SSU-rRNA, 5.8S rRNA, LSU-rRNA); translation. The record is from RefSeq and is a predicted model, not a curated record. NCBI's taxonomy places the organism in Eukaryota, Metazoa, Arthropoda, Insecta, Coleoptera, Staphylinidae. Bases 155 to 526 code for a protein of 123 amino acids. The transcript has 3 exons. Gene Ontology annotation, cellular component: ribosome; cytosolic large ribosomal subunit. Gene Ontology annotation, molecular function: structural constituent of ribosome; mRNA binding.
UUAAAUUCAAUCAUCUGUUCCACUCGUACGAUGAUUCGUCCUAUGCCUGGAGGGAGACGCAUGCGCAUACCGAGUAACUAAAUAACUAAAUUUCGAUUUGGUAAGUAACUAGAUGCGGAGCAAUUCUUUCUGACGUUCAGUUCAACGAGUCAAAAUGGGCAAAGUCAAGUGCUCCGAGUUGCGUACGAAGGACAAGAAGGAGCUGGACAAGCAGCUCAAUGAUCUUAAGACAGAAUUGUCCCAACUUAGGGUUUCUAAGGUGACUGGAGGUGCCCCAUCAAAAUUGUCUAAGAUCCGUGUUGUGCGCAAAGCAAUUGCCCGUGUGUACAUUGUUAUGCACCAAAAGCAAAAGGAAAAUUUGCGCAAACUCUUCAAAGACAAGAAAUACAAGCCAUUGGACCUCAGAGUUAAGAAGACUCGCGCUAUCCGUCGUGCAUUGAACAAGCACCAGCAAAAAAUGCAGACGCCAAAGGAAAUUCGAAAGAGGUCCAUUUUCCCACCAAGGAAGUAUGCUGUUAUGGCUUAAUUUGAUUUUUCUAAAUAUUAAGAAAAUAAAACAUUAAAAACCUCAA